Messenger RNA from Fusarium sp. VM40, 1518 nucleotides. The record is from the annotation of a GenBank genome assembly. Lineage: Eukaryota; Fungi; Ascomycota; Sordariomycetes; Hypocreales; Nectriaceae.
AUGCAAUCGCACUCUUCUCGGAGCAAUGCCUCAGUCCGUCGAACAGUACUAAAAGGCGGUAAAGUACUCGUUCACGAUGCCAAUGACAACAUCCAAGUUCUCGAAGCGGAUGUUCUUAUUGAGAAUAACCUCAUUGCUAAGAUCUCACCUGACAUUGACGAUGUUACCGACGCAGAAGUCAUCGACUGUCAUAUGAAGAUAAUCUCUCCAGGCUUUGUUGACACCCAUCACCAUCUUUGGCAAACGCAACUCAAGGGACGACAUGCGAAUGAACUUUUACUCGAGUACAUGGCCUCGGGUAACCUGCAGUCUUCCAACUAUACCAGGGAAGACCUCUACUGGGGCCAGCUCGGAGGAUGUCUUGAGGCCAUCAAUGCUGGUACUACCACAGUCGUCGACCAUUCGCAUGUCAACACCUUUCAAGGCGCUGCAUCGACUGCCAUCUCAGCAAUCGCUUCCUCGGGCUUACGUAGCGUAUAUGCCUACUGCGCAACCGCCCGCGUUGCUUCCUGGUCUCCCUUCGAGAUGGACGCAGAUAUUCUUGGGUCGUGGUUUCUAGACGAACUGCAAGAGUUGGGCAAGAAAGCACCUUUCGGCGAUGGUCGCAUAACCAUGGGUCUGGCUUUUGACCUUUGGCUUUUGCCGGAGCCAAUGAUUCAGGAUGUCUUCAAACGGGCUCGAGAAGCCGGUAUUGACUUCGCAACAACCCACGCUGUCCGCAGUCCACAUGUCGGCAUGAGUGAUGUAAUCCAGCAGGUCAAAGGCUUCGGUCUCCUGGACAAGCACAUGCUGUUCAGUCAUGCCACUGGGUAUCCCGCUGAGAGCAUCCAGGCAGUGGCAGAUGCCGGUGCACAUAUUAGCAGUACUCCUUCGACCGAGUUACAAAUGUCCCUGGGAUUUCCUGUUUGCCUGAAUGACGAAUUACCACGAGCUCAGGCAUGUUCGAGUCUAGGAAUCGACUGUCACAGUAAUCAGGCUUCGAGUAUCGUAUACGAAAUGAGGAUAGGACUGCAAGCUUCCAGGGCCAAACACAAUCAGAAAGCCCUAGAUCAGGGUAUGGCGCCUCGACACAUAGCGAAGACCGUACAGGAGGCAUUUAAUCUAGGAACCAUUCAGGGCGCUAGAGCAAUUGGCAAGGAAGCUCAGCUAGGCAGUAUCGCAGAAGGAAAACUUGCGGAUCUUGUGAUCUUCGACGCGAACACCCCCGAGCUAGCCUGCGCUGCUGAACAGGACCCAGUUGCGGCAAUUGUUCUGCACAGCAGUAUCGGUAACGUGGAUACUGUUAUUGUGGAUGGUAUCAUCAGGAAGCGUGGUGGGAAAUUGGUUGAUGUCAAGGUUGAGCAGAGUAUGCAGAAUGUUGCCAAGAAAGAAUUUUUGGCAUGGAGUGAUGUGGCUGAUGCUAUGAGGAAGUCCAGGAGUGAGCUUCUCAAGAGGGAGGCGGAAAACCAGAACCUUGACGAAGUAGUGAAGGGGGUUAUCAAGACUUUUUACAUCGAUGAGUCGAAGUUCCAAGGUUAG